AUGGGCCGAUGUGGUGCUCCCCUCAGAGGAUUCUCUCCCACCGUCGCCGCCGCCGGAUAUCAUCAGGCCAGCGUGCCUGGCCGUCAGCGAGUCCCUCUCCCCCAGAUGCCAGAGCCUGAAUCUGUCUUGGAGGUAAAGAUGAGCCAGACCGUCAACCUCGACCGGGCUGAGAUUGCCCAGGCCGCUCUUGCUAGUGAGGGCGUCAAUCCGGGGCCUGCCAUUGGAUCCCUAGAGGAGACCAAGGCCAAGGAGACGACCAUGAACGCGGCACAGGCGGACGUGACCCUCGGCUUCGCUGCCUCAGCGGAUGAGGAGUUUGAGAAGCCCACUGAGGAAGAGCUGCACACUCUGCGCCGUGUCUCGGGCAAAAUUUACUGGCCAGCUUACACCAUCGCGUUCUGCGAGCUGGCUGAGCGGUUCUCGUACUACGGCACCACCAUCCUCUACACCAAUUUCGUCCGAAGCCCUCUGCCCCCAGGAUCGACCACGGGUUCCAACCCUGCAUCCAAUGGCGUCGCAGGUGCCCUUGGGAUGGGAGCGAAAGCCGCGCAAGGGAUCUCGUUGUUUAACCAGUUCUUCGCGUAUCUGAUGCCUAUUCCUGGUGCAUACAUCGCCGAUGCCCGUCUCGGACGGUACAAGACCAUUCACAUUGCCAUCCUCGCCUCCUUCGUCGCCCACAUCAUCCUCGUCGCCUCCGCUGCCCCUGAAGUGAUCAAGCACAAGGACAGCUCCUUCGCCGCUUUCAUCGUCGGCCUGCUGUGCCUGUGCGUCGGCACGGGCCUCUUCAAGGCCAACAUCUCGCCGCUGCUGGCCGAACAGAACCACGAGCGCGGCGGCAUGCACAUCAAGGUCCUCAAGAGCGGCGAGCGCGUCAUUGUCGACCCGGCCGUCACCAACACCCGCAUCUUCCUGUACUUCUAUUUUGCCAUCAACAUCGGCUCCCUGGCGGGCCAGCUGUCCAUGGUCUACGUGGAGAAGUACAUCGGCUUCUGGCUCGCGUGGUUGCUGCCCACGGUGCUCUUCGCCGCCUGUCCCAUCGUCCUCCUCCUCAACAAGAAACGCUACACCCUCAACCCUCCCACGGGCUCCGUCCUUUCCAAAUUUUUCCACAUGUUCGCCUGGGUUAUGAAGGGCAAGUGGACCCUCAAUUUCGCGCGCAUCAAGCGCGAGUUCACGUGGGACGUCGCCCGCCCGUCCAACAUCCCGCCCCAGGACCGCCCCAGCUGGAUGACCUACGACGACGAGUGGGUUGACGAAGUGCGCCGCGGCUUAAAAAGUGUUCGCGUCUUCUUGGCAUUGCCGGUGUUCUUUUUAGCUUAUAACCAGAUGACGGGCAAUCUGACGACGCAGGCGUCGACGAUGGAGCUGCACGGCGUGCCCAACGACAUCAUCCAGAACCUGAACCCCCUUUCCAUCCUCAUCCUCAUCCCCAUCCUCGACCGCAUCGUCUACCCGGGCCUGCGCAAGAUGGGCAUCAACUUCACCCCAAUCAAGCGCAUGACCGUCGGCUUCUUCUUCUCGGCCCUGUCCAUGGUCGCCGCCGCCGUCACGCAGCACUACAUCUACACCAUGGGCCCCUGCGGCAAGUACCCGACCGACAACGAGGGCUGCACCGCGCCCAUCAACGUGUGGGUGCAGUCCCUCCCUUACAUCCUGGUCGGCAUCAGCGAGAUCUUCACCAACACGACCUCGUACGAGUACGCCUACUCCAAGGCGCCCGAGAACAUGAAGUCACUCGUCAUGUCGGUCAACCUCUUCAUGAGCGCCAUCUCUUCGGCCAUCGGCCAGGCCUUCACCCCUCUCUCAGGCGAUCCCCUGCUGGUGUGGAACUACGUGGUCAUUUGCUGCAUAGCCGUGGUCGGCGGAACCGUUUUCUGGUUUUGCUUCCGUAACCUCGACAAGGAGGAGGACCACUGGAACAACCUGGCGCGGUCCAAGUACAAGGGCAACAACCAGCCGCUGGCGCAUGACGCCGAGUCGCCCAUCGAAGAGCCUACGCCGGCCAAGAAGGACGGGUAG
This is a messenger RNA of Thyridium curvatum, 2019 nucleotides long. RefSeq lists its product as uncharacterized. Gene Ontology annotation, cellular component: membrane. The record is from RefSeq and is a predicted model, not a curated record. NCBI's taxonomy places the organism in Eukaryota, Fungi, Ascomycota, Sordariomycetes, Thyridiales, Thyridiaceae. The transcript is spliced from 3 exons. Gene Ontology annotation, molecular function: dipeptide transmembrane transporter activity. The coding region runs from base 1 to 2019 and encodes 672 amino acids. Gene Ontology annotation, biological process: transmembrane transport; oligopeptide transport.